CAUCUUCACGGACACACGAAAUCCAACCGACCGGAAUCAGGGCAAGUACCGCCGGGAAGCGACAGACUCCAUCCCGUCUGAGAUGCUCCGUCCCCCGCAGAGAGCAGCGAGCCGCUCCGCCCCUCCGGCUGCCGCUCCGGGACUCAGCUCACCCGAAACGAGCUCCUGAGCAGGGGCGCGUCCGGGUUUUAUGUGACCGGGGUGGCCCAUCCCAGUCUCUGAUUUCAGUGGGGCUUUAAAGGGAUAUUCCGGCGUCAAAUUAAUUUAGGGUCAAACACACCGUAACACAGAGUUAGACACCCCCUUAGAGAUGAAUGUUGUCGACCGCUUGCUUCUCUAGUUAUACCAACUUUAGUAACAACCACAGGAUAGAAAUACAGAGAGACACGCUUAACCAAAACGCCACUCUAUAGCCACAAAUAAUGCUCAGAACAGCACCUAACUUCAUCAACAGGACAUAUAGGGUCACAGCCAUAGAACGAGACACCAAACAUCUUUUUAACUUUGACUCAUUUCUUUAACAAAGAGACUAAACACAACUCACUCACUCUCUUCCAGCAGACGUUUGUAGAGAGACCUCAGACCAGUCCAUUACGGACUACAGCGGGGUGCCGCAGCUCAAGGAAGAACAUUUAUGAUCAUUUCUUUAUCAUUUCCUUGAAGUAAUAAUCAUCAUAUUAAUCAUUUUACAGACGCUGUAGUUCUUCUGUCUUAGCGUCUCGGUCUGAUUGUAUUUCCAUGAAGAAACGAUCAUAAAUGUUCUUCCUUGAGCUGCGUCACCUUGCUGUAGUCCUAUUUAGUAGCAGUGCACGCCCCUUGUAACCCCCGUACCCCGUAAAAACUGUUGUUCAGGACUGCUUACUUGUGCUUCCUACCCAUUCGGUUACUGUAAACAACCCUUUAAUCUAGCCUUCACACAACAUUUUUGUUCUUAUUCAUGAAACGCUUAAAUCGGGGACAUCUUUUGCCGGGGCAAGUCAUCCAAUUCGGGGACUGUCCCCGGAAAUCGGGGACAUCUGGUCACCUUUGUAUAACUAGAGAAGCAAGCGGUUGGCAACAUUCAUUUCUCGACGGGGUGUCUAACUCUGUGUUACGGUGUGUUUGACCCUAAAAACGGUUUCCCACCUACUCUCUUCCAGCAGCUGCUUGUUUGUAGCGAGACCUCAGGCCAGUCCAUUACGGACUACAGCGGGGUGACGCAGCUCAAGGAAGAACAUUUACGUUCAUGAAUAUGAUAAGAUCUGAACGAGGCCUCCAUGUGAUGGUUCAACACAUUAUAAGCAUGAUUUAAUUUAUUUUAAUACGAUUAAAACUGAAAACAGUCAGUUAAUCGUCCAUAUGUGGAUCUAUUUGUGUAUCUUAUCUGCACAUUUUUCCACACAAAACAUCACAAACCAUUAGAUUCAGUCUUCCCCUCAUUUUUAAACUAAUUUGAAUCUUAACAGUUUCUAAUUUUGAUAAUGUUGUUUGGAUUGACUAAAAUAAAACUAAUUUGCAUUAGACUGAAUAAUUCAUCACAUAAAGUCACUGUGUUUUCCGUGGUUUUAGCAUUUUUUUCUGGUUUAGCAUUUGUUUUACGCCAGAUCUGGUUUCUACUUCAUUUCCCAUGAGCAGUAGCGCCUCCAGCCUGUCACAUGACUAAAAUUAAACGUCACAUGUCAACAUGGCUGCCACUAUCUCCAGCGAGCAUUUCGACAACUUACAGCUUCUCCUAAAGGUACUGAGCUUCUUUAUCGUUCGAGGCUUUUACCUUUUGUGAUGUUUUUUUUAAUGUUUUUACGGUAACGAUGAAGCUGCUGCGUGUUACAGAGAAAUACGGUAAACUUUAGCCUGUUAGCUAUCAUUAGCCUGCUAGCCUCAGAGUAAACAGAACACAAACGGAUCGAGAGUGAUGAUUUUUAGCAGUUUGUUCAUGUUUUUCUCUUAUUUUGGGCCGGUGUGUUUGUGUUUUCAAACUCUUAAAAUGAUGUAGUGAUAUAAAGCAGCAGUAUGUUCCUGUGACAUUUAUGACAACAGUUUCCUUUAGAUCUCAACCCUCAUAAGUCAGCCAAGAAAGUCCAGAACCCGUUGGUAUCUCUGUCUCUCACUUUGUUUUAACAUUGACUUACCAGAGUUUGACACAGUGGAUCACACAAUUCUCUUAAACAGACUCCAUAGCCUCAUUGGCAUCUCUGGUACUGGUUUUAACUGGUCCAGAACAUAUCUCAGUGCAGAGUAUGCCAGUUUCUCUCUCAAGCCAGUGCAGGGACUCUUCUUCAUGCGUUUAUCACCUGUAGAGUUGAUUAUUGUAAUGCUCUCCUCUCUGGUUUUCUUAAAAAGAAUAUUUCACAGCUUCAGCUUCUACAAACUUCAGACCAGGAAGAGAGCCCACAUCACACAGAUUUUAAAAUCUCUGCAUCGGUUGCCUGUGUCUUUUAGAGUCGAUUUUAAGGUUCUUUUAUUAGUUUUUAAAGCUCUUCAUGGUCCUUCUUAUUUGUCUGAUUUUACCGUAUGAUCCUGGUAGAGCCCUCAGGUCUUCAGGUCUUUUAAUUGUUCCCAAAGUAAAAACUAAAAUAUACGGUGAAUCAUCAUUCCAAUAUUAAGAACAGCCUACCUGCAGAGCUGAGAGCGACACCUACUGUUCAUAUUUUUAAAAGUAAACUAAAGAUCUUUUUAGUCUGGUUUUUAGUUGAAUUUUGUUUUAAUCUUUUAAUCUGAAUUAUGUGAUUUUACCCUAUUUUAGUCCUCGAGUAACUAUUUAGUGUUUUAUUUCCCCCUUUUUUAAUUUACUUUCCGUCAUUGUUUGAUUUUAAGACUGUUUUAUUUAAUUAACUUUUAACACUUUAUCACCUUUAUUAUAUUUUAUCAUGUUUUUAUCGUUUUAGUCUAAGAUCAAGUGUUUCCUCAGUCAUCUGUGGAAAGUUGUAGAGUCCUGGGGCCUCAUUUAUAAAACCUGGCGUAGGAUCCAUACUAAAAGUGUACGUAAGUUGAAAAGCUGAAAAAAAAAAACGCUCCGUUAUCCACCGCUGCUUAUGUGGUGAAAGUUCGUAAACCAAAAAGAUUUAGUCAUAUUAAUCUUAAAACAAAUGCAUGUAAAUGGAAUUUGUUUUUUUGCACAUUUGUAAAUUCAAAUUGGCAAACUAUCUACACCGCCACAGUGGGGUCUGUGCUUUCUGCGAGCAUCACUGCCUGGUACGGCAGCUGCAGCUCUCAGGACAGAAAGGCUGCAUCGAGUCAUCCGUUGUGCUGAACGCAUCACCCGGACUAUUCUCACCUUGCUCCGAUUGUCUCCAAAAAGUGCGUAAGCAAGGUGUGGAGUUUGCUUAAAGUUUCGCACAUUCCUACACUAGUUUUUCUUUUAUAAAUCCCAACUCUUGCGUAAGAAGUGGCGUACGCAAUUUCUAGCCAGGUUUUGUGCGUAAGCAAGCUUUAUAAAUGAGGCCCCUGGUCUUUUGUGUGUGUAUCUGUGUGUGUGAGUGCUGUAUGUGAUGAAUGGGAGUUGGGAGAGUGGGCGGUGUUUGGUAUUUGUAUUUUUAUUUAUUUGAUUUAUUGUUUUUUAAUAUCCUGCUUGAAUGGACAUCACUUUGUGCUACAGUAUAAAAAGUGCUUUAAAAAUAAAGUUUGAUUGAUUGAUAGAGUUUGUAAAUAGUUGCUAACAGACACAGUCGGAUCACAACUUAUCAAAUCAUGUCAACAGACAUGAAGAUACUGUGUAAACAGGUGCAUCAGGAAAACAGAGUAGAGUAAAAAACCUCUUUAUAAAAGAAGGAAUCACAAGGAUUACAGUAAUGAGAAGGUUAUUAAACAAGUUUCUGGUCGCUGUGGUGCUGUGGGCAGGUACCAGGUCCUGCUGAAAGUGAACCUGGAUCUCCAUAAAGUCUCUCAGCAAAUGAAGCCUGAAGGUCUCUAAAUGCUGGACUUCAGCACCUUGGAUUCUGGGCCUUUCCGGUCUCUCUCCAGACUCUCAACAAUGACACCGUUGUUGUUGUUACUCGUGGGUGUUUUUGUUUGCUCAGGCUCCGUCUAAAGAUGCAGUGAGAGACGUUUGUGUUCAGAGCCACAGAGGUCCGAGUCGACGGCUGACCGAGACCACAGCAGCUACACUCAGCAUCCCUGCUGCUCAGGCUGCCCAGGUAAAACACACACACUCACACAAUAGGGGAGAUACAGCUGAUAGUUUAUAGAAGUUGCUCAAGAAACAUCAAAAAUAUGUGACCAAUAUUUAGUUCUGUUACUGUGAAGCGCACUGAGCCAUAGCACACAUAAAAACACACAGUAAAAGUCUUUGUGUUGUUCCCUCAGCUGGUCGAGUCCCUCCAUGUUCUGUCUCAUCACAUCCUCUUCUACAACCUGAGCUCUCCAGAGCAGAUCCUCGCUCUCUUCCCUGAAUCCUUCCACUCCAGUCUGAAGAACCUGAUCACCAAAAUCCUGCUGGAGAACAGGUCAGUAACCGAAGAUAACACAAAGAGCACAAACAAACCGGUAAAAAGGUGAGUCUCUGAGAAGGAAAGAUGGAAGAGGUUCAGGACUCUGUGAGAGACUGUGUGAGCUAACAGUUCAACAGUUUCAGGAUAAAGUUCCUGAGUGGAUUUCAUCAUCUACAGUUCAUCAUAUCAUUCAAAGACUCAGAGGAUCUGGAGAAAUCUCUGUUCUAAAGGGGGACAAGGACCAAAACCAGGACUGGAUGGUGCUGCAAAUCAUACAAAUCAUCAAAAUCAGUUUUUAUGGACAGUAUACGUCUAUCAGCGUCCAAACAGUCCUCUUCUCAUUUGUCAGCUGAAUAUAAUUUCGCUUCAGGUUGUCAUGAUAUUUAAUGUUUGUAUCUGCUGUUUUUUUUCAGUGCUACAUGGAGAACAGAAGCUGUCAGUGACCAAAGUGAGUCUGACUCAGAUACAGAGUUUUAUCGUUGUUUUAGGGUUGCAAAGGGGUGCAAGAUUUCCACAAACUUUCCAUGGGAAUUAAAGGUGGGGUGGACAGGAUUCUGUUCAAGAAGCAUCUUUUUUUUUGGUGUAUUUACAAAAAAUCUUUUAAUAUCAGUCAAUAGUUAUUAGUUAUUGAUGACAUUUGGUAAUAUAACGAUAUCUCUGUGUUCUCUUAUGUCUGUGUAGUCAAAAGUCAACCUGCUCUAAUCUGUCUGUGGGUGUGUGUGUGUGUGUGUGUGUGUGUGUGUGUGUGUGUGUGUGUGUGUGUGUGUGUGUGUUUGUGUGUUUUCAGUCUCUCUUCCUCAGCUGAAGGAGUUAGACUGGAGAGUCGACAUGGUUACCGGGUCAGACUCAGUCAGUCGGAUGUCGGUCCCGACUUGCCUGGUUCAGCUCAAGGUGAGCUCCGACCUGAACCUGAAUGAUAAAGAAUCUGGGAUCCAGUUUGGGACCUGAUCUCUAGUCUCUGUUUAUGUAGGCUGAGUCGUGUCAGCAGGUUUUGGAGUUGGCAGGAUAGUCAGUCAGUAUGGAGAGCAGAAACAGGCAGAACACAGUCCACUGUAAUGGCAUCACAGGUUAUAAUCUUGUUUGUGUUUCAGAUUGAGGAUCCUUCAGUGAGCGGUGAUUCGGUCUCCACGGUGACGGUGGAGCUGAGCCGAGAGUCUCUGGACACCAUACUGGACGGACUGGGACGUAUCAGAGAUCAGCUGUCUGUGGUUGCUGGGAAAUGAGGACAGCUGAUUGGCUUGUUUGUGCGAUGACAUCACAGCUGUCUGAGGACAUUUUGAUCGGACUGAUGCUGAAAUGUUUGAACGGAAGCUGCCAGAACUUUUCUCUGUGUUUGAGUCAUUUCAUCACCGUGCUGCAGAUUCACUCGUCAGUCAACAAUGGAGAUUUGUCGGCUCAUUAAGCACUCUACCUGCCAACAUAAUUAAAGGAAAACAAAAUUAUGAAUAAACGAAGUAAACAUUUGAUACAUUGUACUUUGCAUUUCAUUGUCAUCUUUAUUUUUGUUCUUUAAGCUGUGGAUAUUCAGACCCCUGGACUGAUUAUCAUCUUCACCUGUUUCAUGGAUGUCGGUCAGUUUAAUACUGUGAAUAUCUAACCUGAGGUGCUCCAUAUCAGCCUCAUUCUCUGGACCAAGAUGUUUGUGAAUCAUUUCUUUCUCACAUGCACCAAAAUAAACGUCUUUUCUAACUCUCUCUCACUCUUUAACAUUCAGUCUCUACAUUUAAACUUAUUAUUGUGAUGAUAGGAGACGAUGGUGUAGCAUCAGCAGAAGACUGUACAACCAGUGCUAAAACACGCAUCAAGUGUUGACAGGCCGUUAUAAUUAAAAUCACGUGUUAAGUACCUCUUUAGUGUCACUGUUUAAAGAACUGUGGAAACACACUGUUACAAAUUAUUAUGCAAAUUAGAUUUAAGUCAUAAACAUUGUCAUAAACAUUCAACAUUUUACUGUGUAGAGUGUAACAGGAGAGAUCAGCACAGACUAAAACCAACUAUACUGACCUCAGAUCCUCCAGUCUGUAGUCUGGACUCUUCUGAAGAUCACACAGCAGCUCCAUGUCUGAAAACUGCAGAUUGUUGUUAAACAGCGACAGAGUUUUCAGAUGGGAGGGGUUGGACUUCAGAGCUGAGGCCAGAGAAGAACAGCUUAUCUUUGUCAAACUGCAGCUCCACAACCUAAAUAAAGAGGAAAUAAUGAGACUUUAGACAAAAAUGAUCCAGUUUGAAACCUGAUGUCUUAAAUCUGUAGAGUUCAGGGGAAAGGUUUGGGAAGUAUGAAUUAAAGAAAAGUGACGCUCCAAAGAGCUGAACCAAACAGGAAGUAAGUUUGAAACAGUGAAUUUAAAAACACUUUAAAUAGUAAAAUAAAAAACUCAGAGACUUUUUUACUGAUUGUAGCUGCAGCUCAAUAUUUUCAGAAAAUGUCAGCGACUUCAGGACGGAUGGGAAAUAAAGGAUGUUCAGAAUAUUUUCACUUUGCUGAACCAAAAAUAUCACGUCUUUGAGAGGUAAAUAUUUCAGUCUAAACACAGCAAGGCUUCAGAAAAGUGAAGAUAAACCAUAAAAUGCAGAUUUUUACACAAAGAUUUAAAAACAAAAUUUAAAGUAACAGAGCUGGACUUUCAUCAGAGUCAGAAACUAAACUCUGAGUUUUUUCUAUUCCCUGAUCUUGUCCUGAACAAAAGUUUGAAUGGUUCUCGUCUGACAAAUCUCCCCCUGCUUCUGUUUUCUGUCUGAAUGUGCUUCUCACUGUGAACUCUACAAAGAGUUUUCUUCUUAUGUUCAGGUUUUAAUUCACUGGAGCUCAGCAGUGAUCGAACUGGAGUCAAUCAAAUAAUCCACUGAUGCAGAAAAUCUACUCUGGACUGAAGGUGUUCAGUCUGGGUCAGUAUUUCAGUCCUGAGUCAGCAGUUUAGUGUCAUCAUCACAAACAAAUCAUGAUCAUGUUUGAAUGGAGGAAAAAAGUCUGACCUCAGAGUCUCCAGUUUACAGUUUGGACUCUGCAGAAAGGCACACAGCAGCUUCACUCCUGAAUCCUGCAGAUCGUUUCUGCUCAGGUUCAGAUAUCUCAGAUGGGAGGGGUUGGACUUCAGAGCUGAGGCCAGAGGAGAACAGCUGAUCUCUGACAAACUGCAGCCACUCAGUCUGAAAAAAGGAAAGAGAAUGAAGAUAAAAAUAAUUAAUAAUCAAACUUCAGGUGUUCAGGUUUAAAAUAUGGAGCUUAGAGAACUCCAACAGGAGACCUUUGGACCAGAUCCAGUCUGUCAGAGCUCAUGAUCUGGUCUGCUCUGACCCUCCAUGUAAAAUAACAGACAAGACAUCAAAUGUGAUGGAGCACUGGUUUGGAUUAGAGGUUCAGAUGAUCAGAAGGUGGAGUCCGUGUUGCAGCAGUUGCUGGUUGGACUCCCAUGAUCCUUUGCUGUAAGUCCUCCCUCACUCUCUACUCCACGUUUCCUGUUCCUCUUCAGCGCUCGGAUCAAUAAAAGUCUUCAAAUUGAACUUGAGCUGUGACAUGGAGGAAACAGGAGGAUCUUUGUCUGCCUUCAUCCCUCACUGUACACUGAUCUUCAACAAGAACACUCAACCCAGAAUAACAGACUGUGUUGUCUCUACUGUCAGAACUGGACCGGACCAGCCAGCAAUCCUCCAGAUCUGAGUUCAUGGAAGUCAGAGACAAACCAGAGAUACUCUCAACCAAGAAGAGCUCAGAGAGAGUCACCCAGGACACUGAGCCCACCUCCCUCAACCAGGCUGGUCUCAAGAGUUUGUAUUUAGCAGAUCCAGCCCAUGUGAAGCUGAACCUGAAUGUGCUCUCAGACUGUAACAUCAGCGCUCUGCCAAACAGAGAAUGGAUGAGACUCUGAUGAGACAGCUCAGCUGACUCUGUCUGCAACAACAUCACCUUUACUGCUUUACUCUUCUCCCUCACCUUCAUCAGGAUCAACAAGGUCAGACAGCAGACUGAUCCACUCUUCCUCUCACUUUGUCAUUUAUUUAUUCUUUAUUCUUUUUCAAGUUUUCCUCCACAUGUUCAUUCAUGUUUUUUGAUUUUUCCUUAACAUGUUCUUCGUUCAAGUUUUGAAACUUCAACUUUUAUUGAGCACAUAGCAAUGCAAGAUAGUUUUUACCUGAUUUUUCUUUAAGUUCGGUCAUUUUUUAAAUAGUUUCGACUGGCCAUUGAGCUUCUUUUUCUUACUUAUCUGCGUUACUUCAGUCACCUCUGAGUGUCAUCCUCUGUGGUAGAGUUUUGUGGUGAGACCAAAGGAGCAUCAAAAGGAACCAUAAGGUGCUGUUUUUUGCAUUCAGGCCUGUGUGCUAUGACUCCAGGCCCAUCCUUCAUCUGCCUUCGGUCCUCUGCUGAGCCCAACCUCUUGAACCGCUGGUAGCCCAGACCUUCGAAACCUGUUCCAUCCUCCCCAAGGACCAGCCUCACAUAGGUAUGCACACCUCCAGAGCUCCAAACAGGGCUGAUGCUGUCUCAUACAUUCAUGAUCCAAAUAAUCACUUAUUUGAGAUCUCCUAAUCCACUUAAUCCUCAACAAAUCAAUGAAUAUUACAUAAACGUUCAAAUUUCACUGUAAUUAAAACACUAAAACUCGAAACCUCAAAAACAAAACAGCUGUCACAUUAUCAUGACUAACAAAAUUCAGUUUCAACAAUUUAAAGUUUGUGUGGAAACAUGAGGGAAACUCUCUGAUUUGGUUUAAUAAAGGGACGCACAGACGUCAUGAAGCCUGAUCUAAUGGCUGCCACCGCUGUCUUUUUCUCAGGAGGUUUGGUUGAAUUCACUCCAGCAUGUCCUCUAGACAUGAAAACAUCAACAACAUGAGUCAACUCUGCAUGAGCGGUGGACACCUGAAUUUUCCAACCACAAACAAGUUUGUCUCCUGGACUAUUUGGAUGAAAUCUCUGCUAACAGCUGAUUGUUGUUGUUGUAACUAAAGCAGCAUGUUGUGAGGAUGUGCUCACAGGGUCUGGUCUGUGCUGAGGAGUUAUACAGAGGGUUGAAAUGACGGAGCUCUGACAGCAAGGUUUCUGACUGAAGCUGCUGACUGAUGGGACUUUAACACACCUUUGUUGUUGACAAAGUUUCCUGUAUGAAAAAGAUGAGCUGUGUUCCUGAGCUGCAUGGAUAGUGAGUUCACUGCAUCCUUAAACAUUUGACUGAUUUAGAGACCGAGGAAGUAAACCCGUCAACAUCACUGCAGUGAUCAUCUGAACCAUUUAUAAAAAAUCAUCAACGUUCAAUCAACAAAAUAACUCACAGUUUUCCUCCAUCUAUAUCUGACUGAUGAUUCAAUAAAAAAACUAUGAAUUUAUGUGAGAAAGAAGAAAGUUCUGGAAAUAUUAAAGAAUUCUAUGAACAUUUGAAUUGGGUUAAAAAACUGAAUAAACAUAAAAAUCUACAACAGAAACAGACAAAGACUAAACUUACUUCAGAGUCUCCAGUUUACAGUUUGGACUCUGCAGAAAGUCACACAGCAGCUUCACUCCUGAACCCUGCAGAUUGUUGUUACUCAGGCCCAGAUGUCUCAGAUGGGAGGGGUUGGACUUCAGAGCUGAGGCCAGAGAAGAACAGCUGAUCUCUGACAAACUGCAGCCACUCAGUCUAAAAAAAGAAAAAAAUCAUGUAACCUCUGAAGAAACUGUUCCUGCUCUUAAUGAUUCAACGUUCUUGAGCCCUGAAGGACAUAGAAGAACUUUUUCAGAGUUGAUCUUGAGGAAAAUCAUCUCAAAACUUUUGAAGAUCUCGAAGAAAAUUUCAGUUGUGAAAAUUUUAAAGCUACAGAAAACUUUAGUGAGAUCCUGAGAAACUCCUGUGAGAAAUCUCAAAGGUUUUUUUGUCGUCCUGAAUUCUUCAUGAAGAUGAAAACAGUCAGGAGUUUAUUCAGGGGUCUGUCCGUCUGCUGUCAACAACUGCCAAACUACUCUUAAAUAAACCAACAGAUCAUUGAUCAGAGAGGUUUUUAUGGACCAGCUGGACAAGAUGAUGUUCAUGUUCAACAAGCUGAAGUGAAAACUGCAGAAAAAUCUGGAUCUGGUUUUUACAUUUGAACACGACUGAGCAAAGAAGAAAUUCACGUUUUCAAGAGUUUCCAAAUGAAAUAUCCAGAGUUGGAUUAACUUUGUUCUUCAGGUUUCAAUCUGCAGCUCAUCAUUUCUCUGACACUUCAUUCAUUCAUUAGUGAUCACAUUAACUGUGGAUCAGUUCAGUAUCAGCCUUUAGUCUGUGCUGCUCCUGCCCUCUACAAGCAUGUGUAAUAUUUGUGGGACUGAUUUUCUCCUGCUUCCUUUCUACAUCCAUCGUUCUCCUCAAAGUCAACUCUGAAAUGUCGGAUUUUUACAACGACAAAUUCAAACUGCUCGACCAAAGUUGAUGGAAAAACCACAGAGAAAAAUCUAAGGCAGCAGCUGUCACAUCUUAUUGUUAGAUCAGAAGGAAAUGGUGUCUCACUUCAGAGUCUCCAGUCUGCAGUUUGGACUCUCCAGUCCUGCAGAGAGAAGCUUCACUCCUGAAUCCUUCAGAUUGUUUCCGCCCAGGUUCAGAUGUCUCAGAUGGGAGGGGUUGGACUUCAGAGCUGAGGCCACAACUUCACAGUGAGUCUCUGAGAGUCUACAGUAUGAAAGUCUGUAACAACAUAAAUAUCAAACAAUAUUUCAUUAAAGGGUAAUUUGAUGUUUCUCUUCACCAAAAACAAACAUGAUCUUUGGUUUGACAGACGGCCUGUUUUUAACCAGACAGAUACUAAUAUCAGGACCACAGCCAUGAGAGAAGACAGGAAGUCAAAGUUUAGAAGAAAAAAAAACUGUUCAGAUGUUCAAGACAAAUGACUCCAUGACUUAUUUUAGUCAUUCUGUUCUCUAACAGUGUUGUCUUCAUGUUAGUGCAGCUGGAUCAUUAUGACUGAGUGAAUUCUUGAGUUCUGGUUGGAGAAGGGGACUGAGAACCAGGUUUUUGGUCCUGGUAUGUGAUUGGUUAGUAUCCAAAGUACCUCUUGGAGAAUCAGUGCUCCUCUCAGUGUUUAAUGUUGACAGACUAGUGUCAGUGCCAACCUGCAGCACCGAGGGCAAAGAGAGAAAGAGAGAGCCAUUUACAUCCUAUUUCCACCUGUGGCGUGUGGUGUAUUUUGAGGACCCAGAAGAGGCAGAUAGGAAAUAAGGAUGUAACUUUAAUGUCCAAGUCAAGGGGAAACGCACAAGAGAAAGUCCGGUUGACUGGCUGGCUGUUGUGUGGGCUGGAGACACUGCGGAGAAAACAGAGGAGAGGGAGGUGAGAAGACAUACAAGGGAUCACAGGGAGCAAAAAGUCACAAAUAAUUAUCUGAGGAGAAGGCCAGGAGAUGCGUCUGUACCACUCAGGAGUGAAGACAAUACUCAGGCGCUGAGACUGAGGGCUGCUGGCUUCUUAAAGGGCCAUGAUUGUAGAUGCAGUGCAGGUGUGGAGUCUCACUCAGCCUCAGCGACCAGGAAGGGGGAGGGUGCUCUGAAAAAAGAGUCAAGCCAGACCAGGGAAACCAAGAAAAACAGGAAGUCCAACCAAAAUAAAACAAGAGGAGGAGGCGUCUCACCACACCACCAUUGUUUUCAGACUCAUGGAGCUGCUGUCCAAAUACCUCCUGUGUUCUCAUCAUUCAUAUGUUCUAGUCCAGCAGAUAAUCUCCAGUGAGUGGUGGAAAAUGAUGUUAGUUUUCAUGGUUGUAUUGAUGAUGAAUAUUGAAUGAUGAACAUGAUGGUACAGAGACAGUUCUGCCACUGUGUAGAAAAUGAUCCAGUUCUAUUUUCACCAUCAAUGCUGUCAACACCCUCAUUUACAACAGAUUCAUCAUUUCCAACCUGAAAACCAGCAGGAAGAAGCUGCAGACACCUUCUUCAAACUCAAGUUCACCACAACUGACUGAGAUGUUGAUCUGGACUGAUACCAUCAUCAGAAGACCUCUGUGUGUCCUCAGAUAUGGUCGCUGAUUUGUCCUGAAAGUUCCACUUUAUUCAUUACAGACACGAUUCAAAACAAAGAGGUCCUCCACAAUCAGGACAAGUUCUCAGGGGUCCACUGGUAGACCUCAUCCUGGGCUAACAGGACUUUAGACACCAGGAUCAUGUUUUUGUUGAAGAAACCCCCUCCCUGAUAUUUGAGUGGAUUUCUAUUUGAAGAAGAACAUCAUCAGUAACGUGGACAUUAGAAGAACUACAGGGAUCAUUUACACUAUUCUAAGAAUAAAACCUGGACUUACUGAGCCUUUCUGCAGUUCCUCACAGCUGGGAUCAGUCUCCAUCGUCCCUGGUCUGAUGUUUUAUACUUAUUUAAGUUCAACUCAUCCAGAACCUCCUCUGACAUCUGCAGCAUGUAGGCCAGAGCAGAGCAGUGGAUCUCUGAGAGUUCCUCCUCUGAUCUGUUCUUUGACUUCAGGAAAUCUUGGAUCUCCUGAUGAACUGACAGAUCGUUCAUCUCCAUCAGACAGUGGAAGAUGUUGAUGCUUCUGUCAGGAGAGAUAUCUUUACUGUUCAUCUUCUUCAGGUUGUAGAUGACUCUUUGGAUCAUUCCUGGACUGUUGUAUGUGUGACCCAGCAGACCUCCUAAGAGUCUCUGGUUUGACUUCAGAGAGAGUCCAUGAAGGAAGCGAACGAACAGGUCCAGGUGACCGUUUUUACUGAGAAGGGAUUUCUCCAUGACUCUCUUCAGGAAGUCAUCCAGAGAUAAGAAACAGUCAUCCAGGUUUUGAAAAGAUCUGGAAACUAUCUCUGAAGAAAACCUUUUGUCCUUGUCUUCGUUGCCUCUUAGGAAAGUCUCCAGAACUUUUAUUUUCCUCUUUGUGAAACUGUGGAUCAUGUAGACUGCAGACAGAAACUCCUGAACGCUCAGAUGAACGAAACAGUAAACAGUUUUCUUGAAGAUCACACUCUCUCUUCUGAAGAUCUCUGUACAAACUCCUGAGUACACCGAGGCCUCUGAGACAUCCAGACCACACCGCUCCAGGUCUUCUUGGUAGAACAUGAUGUCUCCUUUCUCCAGAUGUUCAAAGGCCAGCCUCCCCAGCUUCAGGAGGACUUCUCUGUCAGCCUCAGUCAGCUCCUGAGGACUUGUCUCAUGUCCUCCUUCAUACUUCUGCUUCUUCCUCUUAGUCUGGACCAGCAGGAAGUGUGAGUACAUGUCAGUCAGGGUCUUGGGCAGCUCUCCUCUCUGCUCUCUGAUCAUCAUGUCCUCCAGAACUGUAGCAGUGAUCCAGCAGAAGACCGGGAUCUGACACAUGAUGUGGAGGCUCCUGGAGGACUUGAUGUGUGAGAUGAUUCUUCUGGACAGAUCUUUAUCUCUGAACCUCUUCCUGAAGUACUCGUCCUUCUGGUCGUCAGUGAAGCCUCGUACUUCUGUUACCCUGUCCACACAUGAAGGAGGGAUCUGAUUGGCUGCUGCAGGUCGAGAAGUUAUCCAGAUGAGAGCUGAGGGGAGCAGGUUCCCCUUGAUGAGGUUUGUUAACAGAACGUUCAGUGAAGACUUCUGUGUGACGUCAGACAGGACCUCAGAGUCUGUGAAAUCCAGAGACAGUCUGCUUUCAUCCAGACCGUCAAAGAUGAACAGAAGUUUACAGACAGCCAGCGUCUCUGCUGUGACCUUCUCUAGUGUUGGAUGGAAGACAUGGAGCAGACUCAGAAGACUGAAGCGCUCAUCUCUGAUCAGGUUCAGCUCCCUGAAUGAAAGCAGGACCACCAGAUGGAGGUCUUGGUUCUCCAAACCCUCUGCCCAAUCCAGAGUGAACUUCUGCACUGAGAAGGUUUUUCCAACACCAGCCACGCCGUUGGUCAGAACCACUCUGAUGAGCUUCUUCUGUUGGUCAGGUAAGGUUUGAAAGAUCUCAUGACACUUGAUGGGCGUGUCAUGGAGGGUCUUCAUCUUUGAAGCUGUCUCCAACUGUCUCACCUCAUGUUGUGAGUUCACCUCUUCACUCAGUCCCUCUGUGAUGUAGAGCUCAGUGAAGAUCCUGUUGAGGAGGGUUUGACUACUUCCUGUUUCAUCACUUCCUUCAUUCACACGUUCACAUCUCCUCUUCAGACUGAUCUUAUGUUCAUCUAAAACCUCCUGCAGACCGCCAUCUUCUGAAAGAGAAGAAAAAUAAAAUGAACCAAACUUCUCAACACUGAAACGUCUUCGUGAAAAUCAGUCAGCUGAGUUUUCAUCCACACAGACUUUAGAGGACAGAUGUUCAGACUUACUUUCAUCAGAGCUGGACAGCUGCUCCUCCACAGAGUCACAUCUCUGUGUCUCUCUGUGGAAAUAAAGAACAUUUAUUUUCUUUAUCAUUUCAUGUUUGAAAGUUACAGAAUAAGAAACAUUUAUUAAACCAGAGUUUCUCUUUUCUCCAACAUAAAACAGUAAAAUAUUCAGCUGCUGCUGCCUCAAAGUGUGGAGACAGGAGAAAAAAUUCAACUGUGAUUUUUGAAGGUCGAGAGAUUUUCUCUGACAGUUUAAAACAUUUUUUAACAGUCAGAUCUAAAGGUCUAAUAACAGACUGAUGCUCUGAAUGAGUUUUUAUUUCUCAGGAUUUAUUUCUUCUUUGGUCUUCUGGUAUUUUCUGACCCACAGACUGUUUUCUGGGGUCUAUACACCACAGUCCAAAGACUAACAGGCUCAAAACGUCCCAAACACAGGAACCAAAUCAGAAAAUACAGAGGUCAGAAUCCUUUUCAAAUGCUGUUUUAUACCACCUUCAUUUUUAUAAACAUUAGAAAUAAUCAGUAAAUCUGUGCUCAGUGACUUUCAACAGGAAAAUCAGCGUUUAAGAUCAUUUUCUCACCAUGGUAGAAAACAGAGGGGUCAGAAUUUAGAGCAUCAUAAAUUACUGUUUAAGAGUUUGGAGGUUAAAAAGUGUUUCUCUUACUGUGAAUCUGAGGGUCCUGGUUCUUUACUGAAGUUCAGUGGAAGAAAUAUAGACCGGUCACUCUUCAUAGACGGACAGUCGGACGUGACAGACGUUGCUCCGCCCUCCUCUGAGGGUCCUGGUUCUUUACUGAAAUCCGGUUGAUGACCUUUUGACCAGUCACUCUUCAUGGACAGACAGUCAGACAUAACAGACUUUGCUCUGCCCUCCUCUUCCUGGACACCAUCACUCAUCUUCUCCAUCUGAUGUUGAGCAAAUUUAUGGAAGAUGAAACCGAGUUAUACAACCUGAGGACAAAGUAAACAAACAGGUGAGACACAAACAGGAAGAGAGUGUGAAGAUGAAGAUGAUCAAGUUUCUUCAUCUCAUUAUGUCAAAGAUCUGUCUGCACACUACCUCUUAUUUUAAUCAUAAAGGUCCUGGUUGGUUAUUUCUUAUCAAGUCUAAUAUGAUCAAGUCAAAGAGUCUGAAAUUCACAUUUCUUUAUAAUCUUCUGUAUUAUCAAGUAUUGUUCAUGUUCAUUGAUUGUUUUAUUCUUGACUGAUCUUCUUUUUAACCAGCUACAGAAAACAAAGCUGCUUUGGACUUUAAUUUGACUCUUUACAGUCAUUUACUGUAAAAGCUGAAUGUCUCUGGUUCAAACACAGAGGAACAUAGAUUUAACGUUUUUUGGCUGGACUCUGAGAAUGAGGUGAUUUUCUGCUCUGAUCCUAAAACUCGGGAAAUUCAGACUUCAUUCGACACAAGAAAAAAACAUCAGUAACAUUAACUAAACCCAUACUGUAGUAAUAGUAGACGCUGGUUCAUUAUGAUCAGUCCUUCAGCAGUUAUUAAAAGUAUUAUACAGUCAGUAGUAUUUAGUUCCUCAUCUCUUUGGGGUUUGUUUGACCUCUAAUGACGGCCUGUCUUUUUCUCUAACUGAUUCAUUUAUUGUCCUGAUCUGUUACAGUCCUGCACUGAAUCCUGUUCUUACAAAGACUUUGGACCUUGAAUAUAAACUGAUAGGCUGAUAUUUCACAGUAAUGAACUUUGGACCAGCUUUAUGGUCGAACAGAAGAUAAAACAACAGCAUGAAUAUCUUUACAGUGUUUGAAAAACAACCUUUGGUCACCUUCAGUUGUUUUAUUGUGGCUGUAUUAAGUGAUAAUGUUGGUUAGAGGUUUCAGGUGUUAUUACAGUAUUUGAGAAACUUUGACUACAAACUUUAAUACCAAACAUCCAGACCUGUGCUCUCCUAAACUCCUCUGAGUCUGAAAAAGCAGUAAUGAUGGCUGUGAGCUCAGAGAAGUGAAUCCUGACAGAAAGUUGGAGGGUCUGUCAGAGUUUGAAAUCACCUAUUUGAUCAGUUUCCACAGCAUUAGUUUGGAUUUCUUGUCUGACUCACAGUGUAAAGAUAAUCACUGAAGUCUGUUAAAGCUCACAAAAAUAUGAAGAGUAAUUUUAGGCUCAUCUCACCAAAGGCAGAGAAACAGGAAGAACAGCACACUCACAGUUUUCUGGACGAGGAAUCAAUCCAUCAACAUAUCUGAUCAAUUUUCUCUGUUUAGCUUUUUUAAGUGUAAAAAAAAAAACACUUCUAAUGAACGACAGACUCUGAAAACCAAACAGUAAGACUGAAUUAACACUCACCCUGUUACAAGUGUCCUUGUUUCUCUCUGUGCUGACUCACUCUGAAGUCUGAACUGUGAACACUUUUAUUGUUUUAUUGUCAGGUGUCUCCUCCCCUUCAUAUUUACAGGAAAUGACAAGUGUUGGUCUUUGUGAGUGAAGAAGAACGUCCCCUGAUCACACAGACAUCCAUUUACCACUUACUGUAACCCUGCUGCUGUGCCCUUCAUUAUUAGAUCAUAACAAGUAAAAAUAUCAGAUUUACUACAUUUAACAAUGAACACAUCAUAUAAGAUUACAUGAGACAUACUCAAGAAUUCAAAGAUCUUUGUGAUUUUUCCUGUUUUUUUAAUUGUAAGGUUUCAUAAUAAAUCAAAUUUUGAACAUAAUUAAAAUGUAAACAUGCUAAAUGGAGCUCCAGUGUUGAGUCUCGGUUUAUUGAUAAUGCAGCAGCACCACCUGCUGGUUAAACCAACAAACUACGAGAUGAGCGCUUACUCCUCUACCUUCACCUCCGUCUCACCACAUCCCAACAUCAACAAGGAGGUGCUGGGAACAUGUUUUAGGACCAGAAUCAAGAGGAGAGAGCUUGUUGGCCCUUUAGGAUUCCUGACGGUGUAAAAAUGACCUCAGUUUAGUUUAAUGAGUUUCUGACUGACCACUUUCUUCCAUGGUACAAAAACAAGAACUGAGCCUUCUUUAGCAGAAUAAUCUUCAUGUACAAUCUUAUACAUCAGAGAAUACCUCUGUGUCAUUAAAAGGAGAAAGACUCACGGUGUGACCCCCAUCCUCACCUGACCUCAACCCUACUGAGAACCUUUGGAGCGUCCUCGAGGCCCUUCACAUCCAAACAGCAGCUCUGGGAGACAUCAUGCAAAAGAAGUCAAGCAGGAACUCUCCAAAAACUCAGCUCUGUAUAAUUUAGAGCAGUGCAUAUUGAGUUUGAUUUAGUUUAUAUUAUGAUCUAACGGUCAAUGAUUUGAAAUUAUACAGACUGUCAUUAGCGUCGAGAAUUUAGGAAAAUCUGAGUGUAGGAGCCAAAAUAUAUUUGUCAAAAGUAUGAUUUUCUUUAGGUACGUCACUUCCGGGGUGUAGUUUUGGGAUGUUUUGGUGGGUUAAUUAAAUCUCACUGGUGUAGUCAGACAAUGAUUUGUGGUAAGAUCUAACAAUUUUCUGUUGACUGUCACGUUUUCAUUUGAAGGCGAAGGUUUUGGACCUGGAUCAGCGUGUUUUCUUUUCUUUUCUUUUCUUUUUUUUUAACAAUAAAUCACUUUUUAACUCUCAAACUGGACUGAUCGUUGUACGAGUCACAAAUGCAAGUAAACCUAAACCCCAUCAGCCUUUUUUGUUGAAGGAAAACAGUCACUACACUGAGAAAAAAUAUGGGUUUUUUUUUGGUAAAUCUUACUGCAGAUAGAAAAGCUGCAGUUUGGUGUUUCUCCACCAGAUGGCUCCCUGUUCUCCGUUCCAGCUCCUGUUUCGGUCUGUAAACAAACAUGAGAGAGUCCUGCAGGUUUGGAUUAUCUUAUCUUUGCUUCAUCAGCCUUUUCUCAAAUCAUUUUGGUCAUUAAGAAGGAGUUUUAGAAACUGUUUCUUUGCACUAAAGCUGCUAAUGGAGAGUCUUUAAAAACGUUAAUUAGAAAGUGAAUCAGGAGUUUAUAUCAGGCUCAGGGGAGCAGAUAAAAGACUUCACAGAGGAGAAUCAGAUCACAGUUUUUAUUCACGUUUAUUUCGAGUUUUCUUGCAAACAAGCCUCAGUGGAACCUGCAGUAAAUGUCAUGUUACUGUUAGCAUGUCCACAUAUGUAUGAUUUAAGUGUCAUAAGAAGAAAUUACAGAGAAACACACUAUGGCAUGUGGUUUCACAAAAUGGACACUUGGUGGCAGCACCGACCACUAUCAUCACUGGGACUUACAAGAACGCAACGGGAGCUGAGCUCGUUAUCCGGUUGAAUGGAGAAUGAAGAACAACUGUCCUGUUUUCUUGAUUCCUGUGUCAUAUUUCUAAUAUUUCCAGGUCAGUUAUUUGUAUUUUAUAUGGUCACAAAUGUUUAUAAGCUGAAAUGAAUCCCCGGUGAUGUGUUAUCGGUGAGCUAAUAGUGUGUUACGAUUGUUAACAUUGAAGUUUGACGGUACGUGACUGUUGUUGCAGAGAAAAUGGCGCCGACGCCGCAGCUCGUUGAUUUGUUUUCCGUAUGUUUCUUUCGGCUCCCGGGCAUUUGUGAGUUAUUUCUGUGUGUUAAAAGCGGUUGUGUGUAUGGACAUUGAUUAAAACAGAGUAAGCUAAUGUAAAUAUGUAGUUUGAGAUCAGCUCCGGCUGCAGUCCUGUUUAAGUGGCGCGCACGUUAAGAUGAGACAAUGACACGGUUCUAGUUAAGCGGUUAUAGUAGCGAGAUACGAGGUAACCAUGUUUAACAAUUCAGUUUGUGUUUAGUGUAAAGAUGGUACUGUUUAACUGUAAGAUUGAUAUUAAAAGUGAACACUUACAAAAUAUACAGCUAUGAUAAAGAUAUUUUUUAUUGAGAGGAAGAGGUGGUAUGUGUAAAGGAAGAGCACAUUCAUGGGAAAAGACAGAACAGGUGAAGUGAAGUGAAAUUUAGAUAGGAAAGUUGUUUAAUUUUGGAAAAGAUAUAAAGAUAAAGAGACAUUAAUGUGAAAACAGACAUUUGAUUUUAUCCAGAUGUGGAUAUAAACUGUAAUGUAAAGCAGACAAAAUAGCAGAGAAUAAGUCAUGUUUGCAGUUAAAUUGUAAAUAAAUCGAUUAUCUGGUUAAAUGGAGAAUGAAGAACAGCUGUCCUGUUUUCUUGAUCCCUGUGCAAUAUUUCUUAUAUUUCCAGGUACUCCAACUAUUGGAUGAUCCAAAUGUCUAACAGUGGGGUCACUUAGGCGGGACCUGCUACACCAUCGUUAAACAAAGAUUACUCCUCAGUGAGUGAUUUAUUUUUAACCUUUGACCCCUAUGCUCCUCUGCACACACGACUCAAAGUCCUGACCCGUGAUAAAUAAACUCACAGCAGGUUCAUGUGAUAUGAAGCAGCAAUAUUUUACUUUCUUUUUUUCUUAAAUUGUAAUUCAUUUACUAUGACACAGUUUUAACACUUUCCUUUAGAUCUCAGCCCUCAUAGAAGUCAGCUUAGAAAGUCCAGGACCCUUUAGUAUCUCUCUCUCUCUCAGUCUUUUACAUUGAAUUACUAGGGUUUGAAAAAUAGUUGCUAACAGACGCAGUCAGAUCACAACUUAUCAAAUCAUGUCAACAGACAUGAAGAUACCAUGUAAACAGGUGCAUCAUGAAAACAGGAUAGUGUAAAAAAAACUUCAUCUUCUUCGUAAAAGAAGGAAUCACAAGAAUUACAGUAAUGAGAAGGUUAAUAAACAAGUUUCUGGUCGCUGUGGUGCUCUGGGCAGGUACCAGGUCCUGCUGAAAAUAAACCUGGAUCUCCAUAAAGACUCUCAGCAAAUGAAGCCUGAAGGUCUCUAAAUGCUGGACUUCAGCACCUUGGAUUCUGGGCCUUUCCGGUCUCUCUCCAGACUCUCAACAAUGACACCGUUGUUGUUGUUACUCAUGGGUGUUUUUGUUUGCUCAGGCUCCGUCUAAAGAUGCAGUGAGAGACGUUUGUGUUCAGAGCCACAGAGGUCGGAGUCGACGGCUGACCGAGACCAUAGCAGCUACACUCAGCAUCCCUGCGGCUCAGGCUGCCCAGGUAAAACACACAGACACUCACACCAUGGAUGGUGCUGUGAGAUACAGCUGAUAGUUUAUAGAAGUUGCACAAAAACACCAAAAAAUAUGUGACCAAUAUUUAGUUCUGUUACUGUGAAGUGCACUAAGCCAAAGCACACAUAAAAACACAGUAAAAGUCUUCAUGUUGUUCUUUCAGCUGGUCGAGUCCCUCCAUGUUCUAUCUUAUUACAUCCCCUACUUAUCAGGUAGUGAGAAAAGAAAGAGAAUAGAAAGGAGAAAGCAAGACAGCGGUAAGUGGAGUAGAUAACGAAGUUUGGCAAACACUUUAGCUUGGGUUAGGUGUAAGGCUGGCUGUUCUUGCACCAAUACUUAGGCUUGCGAGCGGAGCGGGAGAUGGUAGCCUGGAGUUCCCGCCCUGUUGGCUUGAUGUUACUGUGUCUUGACUCACCUGUACGCGACUGUCUUGCGAGGUUAGCCGGCAACUAGCUGACAGAGAGAAAGUGUACUUGUAAGGCACAACACUGAAAUUUCACCCAAUUAACUAUGACACUGGAAAUGUUCACAUGAAUAAACAUAACAUGACAAAUCCCCACUAUCUAGCUUAACAUGGCUAAUGACUUAAAGAACACACACACACACACACACACACACACACACACACACACACACACACACACACACACACACACACACACACACACACACUCUAGCAUAAAUGGAAAAGGAAACAAUUGACAUUAUGUCACUUACUCAGUAGUUGAAAUAUCACCUCUGAAUCAAAGGGAAAAAGGGAUGGAGGGAUGUCCAGCAGGUGCACAUAAAACUCACACAUCAUUCCACUACAGAGUCUUGUCUGUUUUUCCACUUGAAGGUGUAAAAAUAACAGUCUGACGAUGUAAAUGAUAUAAUGUACUGUACCUGAUAAAAUACACCAGUCCUUAGUGAGUUUACACUCCUGAGAAUUAUCUUUAAAUUGUCACAUUGUUAGCUCACACAGUCUCCCACAGAGUGAUAAACCUCUGCUAAUCUUUAGCCUCUCUGAAUGUCCUUUUUAUACCCAGCCACCUCACUAACUUCUAAAUUAACCUCAUUAGUCAAAAGGUUUUUCAUUCUUAUGUUGUCUUUGCACCAUUAUUAUCAGAAUACUAAGUUUAGAUAGUUUGAAAAACAUCAAAUUCUGUUUUAUAUCAACGUUUUAUUUUUGAAAUCAGGGUUGGAGUUUAAUGGUGAUUAUUUUUUUUAAACAGAACAAAAAUAUGCAUUAAAGCUUUACACCUGCAAAGACUUGAUAUAAAGUCAAGAAUCUUAUAAAUCAACAAUUUUUUUAACACUUUGUCCUGCUCCUUCAUACUCCUGUACAUAAAUUACAGAAUGAAAAGUGUUGGCAAACAAAUACAGGCUCUAUCAACAUAGAAGGUGAAAACUUUAUAAGACACAACCAGACAGUGAAAAACUCAAAAAGUCUUGUCUUGAUGAAAUUUUGAGCUGAUUGGAUGGAAGUUUGAAAUUUAAUGUAUGAGAACAAGAAGAGUGAAAAAAUAAAAGCGGAUUGGAAUUGGACUUAGGCUGACAAAACUCUAUGCUUUAUAUCUUUAUGAAGCCAGGUUCAGUGUUUCUUCUGUUUUUGUUACAUUGGAACAUUAUUCUAAUCACAGCUGUGUAAAGGCUGUUAUAUUUCUGCAUGUUGAUAUUGUUAUCAUUAGGCACAAUUUUCAGUGCUUAUUGAUUUACUGAAAAUGAAAAAAAAAAGUUUAAAUUUUAAGAUGAUGAUUCUAAUUUUGGAUGAUAUGUCCAGGGUGCAAACUCGACACCUUUCAGUGAAAUUCGCUAAAUCUGCUACACAAGCUCAUUUGUUAUAACUCUAAUUCACUUUGUGGCAACAUGUCAAGCUGGUUUGGCUGACGCGCACGUCUCUGUUGGUUAAAUGGCGCUGGAAAUUCUGCUGUUCAUCACCGUGUCGUGCCUCCUGCCAAUAAAAGCAGUAAGUGAAGACUGCGCAAGAUCUUUUCUACGCUGCUUACUCCUCCCUCCGGCUAUUUUUCUGGCAGCCUUGAACAUCAAGGUAAGCAUGAUGGUAAAACUCUUUUGAACCAAUGUUAUUUUUUCCUGUAGAAGUCGUGCUAGCUAACGUUUGGUGUUUCAAGAAGCAUUAUAUUACAUAAGCACAAGUGAUCAGCAGCAUAAUCAUUUAGGAACAUCAAUGUCUGCUGCAAUAUGCUGCACGUGGCUAAUUUGCAUAUUUGCCUUGCGGAAAAACAUUGCAGAAAGAUUAGAAGUCUAGCUAGCCAGCUUUUUUGUCUGAUCAUAAACCAUUUGAUAGCCAUGGAUUUAACUGACAGAAAUGCGUGCAGACUUGAAGGUAACGUAGGGGCUCCUCCGCACACAUGACUCAAAGUCCUAACCUGUGAUAAAUAAACUCACAGGAGGUUCAUGUGAUAUGAAGCAGCAAUAUUUUGCUUUUGUUUAUAGUAACAUCAUAAAUCUAUCAGCAUCCAAACAGUCCUCUUCUCAUUUGUCAACUGAAUAUGAUGUCGCUUAAGGUUGUCAUGAAAUUUAAUGUUUGUAUCUGCUGUUUUUUUUCAGUGCUACAUGGAGAACAGAAUCUUUCAGUAACCAAAGUAAGUCUGACUUAGAUACAGAGUUUUAUCUUUGUUUUGUUGUGUUGGUGUCUGUGUGUGUUAGAAUUAGAGUUGCAAAGGGGCGGAAAAUUUUCCAGAAACUUUCCAUGGGAAGUUAAGCUGAAGAAUUUUGGAAAUUGGAAACUUUUCAUGGGAAUUAAAGGUGGGGUAGGCAGGAUUCUGUUAAAGAAGAAUCUUUUUUGUAGUUUAUAAAAAAAAGGCUUUUAAUAUCAGCCAAUAGUUAUUAGUUAUUGAUGACAUUUGAGAAUAUAACAAUAUCGCUGUGUUCUCUUAUGUCUGUGUAAUCAAAAUUUAAAAAUAUUUGAUCAGGCUACUCUUUCUGACUGUAAACAAAGCCAUUCACUGUCUCCCCAACCUGAUUGGUCGUGAGGUGGACGCUUCUCCCACGUGUUGUGAGGCACGCUCCACGUCCUCCAAUAACGUUAACAAGCCCAAACAAAGAUAGCGUGCUACAAUAUCGGACAGUAGAAACCAACCAGAAAGUUCGGAAAAUUGUCUGAAUCCUCCUUUGGCCACGACUGCCGACACAAGCAAGAAAACAAAGUAAAUACCGGAGACUCUGGAGGAAUAACGGGCGCUUAUAACGGUGGUAGACUGGACAAGAGCUAAAAAGCCGGGUCAACAUAAACGAUGGGGGACGCUUGGGGAUCUUGGUGACCCUGUAACCUUUCUGCUGGACAGGUAAACCGCUUUAACAAAGUAAGACAAGUGUCUGUAACAGAAGUGUUUCUUGUCAAACGGACCUGCUGUAGCGUGUUGUAGCUCCAUCGCUAAACUGUCCUCCCUCGGGUCCUGGACUAUGUCACUUUAUCCUAGUUGUAGAAGUCCUGCAAACAUUGUGUUUGCUGGUAGUCUGUUGGCAUCUACAGUAGCACCAAUGCUUUUGACUUUCACCUUGACUGGGCCCCAUUUGUAAUGAUCUGAAGUAUUUAUCUGCAUUAUAUCUGAAUUAAAUUGGAACGAUACGAGCGAGCAGGAGCGUCUGUUUGUGGGCGGGGAUUUUCAUUCAAGAUUUCUCUCAAGAACUGGAACUUGCUCAGAUCCUGCCUACCCCACCUUUAAUUGGAAAUUGGGGGUAAUUUAAACAAACUGUUUCAUAUCCAAACAUAAAUGUAAAUAUUUUUAUUUUGUCAUCAGCAGACAUACAUACAAAAUAAUACAAUAAAAAAAUGACAUUUUAACAGAUUUAUUUGAGAAGAACUUUAGUUUUAAUUCUUGUAGGAACAAUCAAUUAUUUUAAUGAACAACAAAAACAUGAAAAAAAAAAGUCCCAUUCAAAAUGUUAAAUGAAGAAGCCCCCCUCCUUCCAAAAAGUUGGCUAAACAACUGGAAUGGUUUUCCAAAUAUUUGACAAUUUAUGUAUAAAUUAUUGUAUGGUCCUGCGCUAGCUUCAAAUAGGAUUCACCAUGUCGGAUUGUCAGUGACUAGCGGCAGUAAACACCAGCUCUGCUAGCGAGCGCCGUCUGCAGCUGCCUGGACAGCUACCAUGUUGACAUGUCAGAGACUAAUCAGAGUUAUUUAUGUAACAUGAGCCACGAUGAAAGGCGAUAAAAAUGACCUGUUCAACAAAAACUCUGCUGUCUCUGUGUCUGUUUUAAGGACUAAAUCCUGGCGGAGCUUUCUCCACCGCUCCAAGGAUGACCCGGUGUUUAUUCCAGUUAGAUUCCUCGCUUGGUCACAUUUCCUCUUUGACUCCGCCCUUUCGUCUGUCGGCGUUUUCUUCCCACUUUUGGCGGUGGGGCGAGCAGAAGUGGGUUUUUUUUCUUUUUUGCGUCCUUCUCCAUCACAGCUCCUGUAGCUAAGCUGCUACGCUACUUUUAGCCGCUCAGAUCUCCGAGGAGGGCCGGGAGAGUGGGAGGGGACGAGUCGGAACUACGGGAUAGGGGUGUGUCGAAUACAGCGAGAUGAUUGGAUGGAGAGGUGGACCAGGAGAUUGACCAAUAGGAGCUGUCUGGGACGGAUGGCUCCCAUUGGUAAAUGUUUUUGCAGCCCUUCACCUGCUAGGGUGAACGUAUUUUUUCCAUUUUUUUUCUCUUCACCCUUAUGGAGAUCGCGCUUUAGGACCAUGAUCGCCAUAGAAAUGAGGUUCAUACUUAUUACCAACCUUAACAAUCAUCAACCAUGACUUUAAGUUCCCUGUUGAGGGCCAACCUUUGAUUAUGUAGAUUUCAGAUUUAUUCCCAUUAAUUCCCACAGAAAGUUUCCAUCUUUGAAAAUUCCCGGAAUUUUGCAACCCUACUCUAAUCCGCGCGCGCGUGCUAGUGUGUGUGUUUUCAGUCUCUCUUCCUCAGCUGGACUGGAGAGUCGACAUGGUUACUGGGUCAGACUCAGUCAGUCGGAUGUCGGUCCCGACUUGCCUGGUUCAGCUCAAGGUGAGCUCCGACCUGAACCUGAAUGAUAAAGAAUCUGGGAUCCAGUUUGGGACCUGUUCUCUAGUCUCUGUUUAUGUAGGCUGAUGUAGCAGGUUUUGGUGUUGGCAGGAUAGUCAGUCAGUAUGGAGAGCAAAAACAGGCAGAACACAGUCCACUGUAAUGGCACCACAGGUUAUAAUCUUGUUUGUGUUUCAGAUUGAGGAUCCUUCAGUGAGCGGUGAUUCGGUCUCCACGGUGACGGUGGAGCUGAGCCGAGAGUCUCUGGACACCAUACUGGAUGGACUGGGACGUAUCAGAGACCAGCUGUCUGUGGUUGCUGGGAAAUGAGGACAGCUGAUUGGCUUGUUUGUGCGAUGACAUCACAGCUGUCUGAGGACAUUUUGAUCGGACUGAUGCUGAAAUGUUUGAACGGAAGCUGCCAGAACUUUUCUCUGUGUUUGAGUCAUUUCAUCACCGUGCUGCAGAUUCACUCGUCGGUCAAUAAUGGAGAUUUGUCGGCUCAUUAAGCACUCUACCUGCCAACAUAAUUACAGGAAAACAGAAUUAUGAAUAAACGAAGUAAACAUUUGAUACAUUGUACUUUGCAUUUCUUUGUCAUCUUUAUUUUUGUUCUUUAAGCUGUGGAUAUUCAGACCCCUGGACUGAUUAUCAUCUUCACCUGUUUCAUGGAUGUCGGUCAGUUUAAUUCUGUGAAUUUCUAACCUGAGGUGCUCCAUAUCAGCCUCAUUCUCUGGACCAAGAUGUUUGUGAAUCAUUUCUUUCUCACAUGCACCAAAAUAAAUGUCUUUUCUAACUCUC
Xyrichtys novacula (pearly razorfish) is the source of this 26378-nucleotide messenger RNA. The record is from the annotation of a GenBank genome assembly. Lineage: Eukaryota; Metazoa; Chordata; Actinopteri; Labriformes; Labridae.